Capronia coronata CBS 617.96 is the source of this 1482-nucleotide messenger RNA. RefSeq lists its product as uncharacterized. Gene Ontology annotation, cellular component: mitochondrial small ribosomal subunit. The transcript is spliced from 2 exons. The record is from RefSeq and is a predicted model, not a curated record. Bases 1 to 1482 code for a protein of 493 amino acids. NCBI's taxonomy places the organism in Eukaryota, Fungi, Ascomycota, Eurotiomycetes, Chaetothyriales, Herpotrichiellaceae. Gene Ontology annotation, molecular function: structural constituent of ribosome.
AUGUCGCUCUCAAUAUGCGCCGACUGCCUGUCAAGGCUGCGCAUCUCGCAUAACCCCAGGAGCAGCCUUGCGAUUGCCGCGGUGUCUUUGACUCCGGUGUCGUCCUUUCACAGCGCCAGUGUCAUGGCCAAGAACAAUUCCCUAGUGAAGUCGAAGAAGGGGAACAGGGCACCCGAAUCAAAGUACCGAUCGUCGCAAUCUGCCAAAAUGAAGAAGAAGACCAGAGAUCGGCCGAAGCCGCCGCCGAUCGGAGAACGGAGAGCUCAACGACAUCGCAUUGUGCUCAGCAACACCAAUGCCCUCGAGGUGCCGAGCUUGGAGAAUUGGAGCAAGGAGAACAUGACGGCGGAGGAAAAUACAGGACGGAUGCUCGGUCUCGACGGUGCUUUGCUGGACAAGUUGAGAGACUGCAAGGCGUUCAAAACAACUCAGAACUGGAGCUUGUUUCGACGGCCUGCGACGCUCAUCCGGUCCGAGACUAUCCAACUGGGCCAGGAGAUCGAGCAGGUGAACCACAGUCAGGGUAAGAAGACAGUCAGACAUCUGGUGACUGGUGACAAGGCUUCUGGGAAGAGCAUCCUUGGACUCCAGGGGAUGACCAUGGCUUUCAUGAACGAUUGGUUGGUCUUCAACAUUCCCGAAGCUCAAGAGUUCGUCAACAACACAUCCUCCUACGCCCCGCUUAAGCAGAAGGACGAUCAAGCGCAGUCUGAACAACUAUACAUCCAACCUCACCUGACGCAGGCUCUGCUCACCCGCGCCCUGCAUGCGAACGAAUCAUUGCUGAAGACGCUCAAAUUCAACCACGAGUUCCCCAAACAUCUUCCUCUCAAGCAGGGCACAGCCACCCUCAAGGAUCUCGUGCAACUGGGCGCGAGCGACCAUACUUUCGCAUGGCCAGCGUGGCAGGCUCUCUGGCGGGAACUCAGCGAACCGGGUGCGAACUCACGGCCUCGAGUCCUCAUCGCCGUCGAUUCGGUCGACCACUGGAUGGGACCCAGCAAAUACCGCAGUGCCGAUUUCAAAAUCAUCCACGCCCACCAGUUCACGCUUGUCCGUCAGUUUUUGGGCUUGCUGUUCGCAAAGGCGGGUUCGUCUCCGCCACUUGCCAACGGCGGUAUGUUGCUAUAUAGCACCACUGGCUCCAACACACCCGCCUUCCCGAGUUUCGGUCUUUUGCUGAACCAGAUGCGCGCUCGGGCUCAAGGCCUCGAUCCGUCGGCUCCUGGUUUCCCCCUUCCGGCACCGUUUAGCAAGCCAGACACUCAUGUCCUGGAGUUGAUGUCCGGGUUGGGAGAUGUCAACCUUGUGGAGUUGAAGGGGCUCAGUGUCGAAGAGUCCAAAGGGUACAUGGAGUACUUUGUGCGCAGUGGAUUGUUGCAGCGACCGCUUACGGAAAUCUCGCUUGCCGAGUUUAGGGCCCUCGCUGGUGGCGGUGUCGUGGGUGAACUGGCCAAGUUGGGAAGACGGGUGACUGUUUAG